Messenger RNA from Lepidothrix coronata (blue-crowned manakin), 2996 nucleotides. It is a transcript of the gene DLGAP5, whose product is annotated as DLG associated protein 5. The coding region runs from base 158 to 2695 and encodes 845 amino acids. Gene Ontology annotation, molecular function: microtubule binding. NCBI's taxonomy places the organism in Eukaryota, Metazoa, Chordata, Aves, Passeriformes, Pipridae. Gene Ontology annotation, biological process: chromosome segregation; centrosome localization; signaling. The transcript has 20 exons. Gene Ontology annotation, cellular component: nucleus; spindle pole centrosome; cytoplasm. The record is from RefSeq and is a predicted model, not a curated record.
UCGCGGGCGGGCGGGCGGGCCGGGAGUGGCCAAUGAGCGUUGGCGGGUGAGAUUUGAAAGCGAGGCGGGGCGGCGCGCGCAGGGGCUGAGGGCUGUGCAGUUUGGGCGAGGUACCACACAGGAACAGUGACCUGGAGAGAAGAGACAGGUCCUCAGGAUGGCUGCUACCUCCCAGUUUGCCAGUCGAUACAAGAGGGAUUUGAGCACGGAAGCCCUGAGAGCCAAAGUUGCCCGCAGGAGAUCGACCCUUCAGAAGGAGAACAGGCACAAGCAGUUUGAGAAGGGCCGGCAGUUCGGGCUGGCAGAUCUCAAUGUUCAGCCCUCCAAAGAGAAGGGAGUUGCUGAACUCAAGGAAACAAGGGAAACAUGCUCCCAAGAGAGCAGCAGCGUAAAACAAAAGCAACCUGUAAGUGCAGCCACCAAGAGGAUGAACGAGCGCAGGGAGAUGCUCCAGCGCUACAAAGAACAGAAGGAGCUUCGGAAGCUGGUGGAGCAGAGGGAGAAAGCCAAGAAGGGGGUGUUCAAAGUUGGGUUGUACAAACCAGCUGCACCUGGAUUUCUUGCACCUGCACCUGAGGAUCCAGCGGUAGCAAAGCCAAAAGAGAAGGCAGCUCCUGCUUUCUCUGGAAGGAUGACACGAUCAAGGGCCAAGAUCCAAGAAGGAAAAUCUCUGAUACCAACUCUGAUACCAACAGCACCUAAGUCCUCUACGGUCAGUGCCCACGGGCAGAGCGCGCGCCCCGCGCAAGCAGGACGUAAACAGAUGGGUACAGCCAAAGGGGCUGAGAAAGAGAAAGUGUUGCAGACUGCAGCCCAGCCAGCCUCAAAUGUGAGGAUCACCAGAGCAGCUGCCUCUGCAGCCAGGCAGGUGCUGAAACCAACAGCUACUGCUGCUGCUGCAGGUAACCAGUCACAGAGAAAGACAACAAAUGUAGGGAAGCAGAAGCAAGCUGUCAGACCUGAUACCACGAAGGUAAUUCCUUCUAAACAUGAAGUGGAGAAAAAUGCUCAGGUGGAUCCAGGGGUGAAAGGUCCUGCAGCUGAUUCCAAACAUUCAACACCAGUAGAACUGGAGCAAGAACAAACCUCAGUGGAAAACAACAAUUCUGCUCCAGGGAGACCCAAAACGUGCUCUUUUGCACCCGGGAACUUUGUGUUUCAGCCACCGAGCGAAUUAGCGAACUACAAAGUUAAACCCAUGACUCCUUCAAGUGCAAAGGCUUUUUUGACACCCACUGCUUUCUGGAGUUUCUCAAAAUCUCCAGUCAAAAAAAAUGAAAAAUCCAGUGAAACUAAAGCACAAAAGCCUAAUUUAAGAAGUCGAAUUCUACCUUCUUUUAGAGGCAUUCAAGAACAGCAAAUGGCCACAAGUUCGGAAGGAGAAGAAGCAGGUGAAUCAGAUGAGAAAACUUCCACUCAGAGAUCAAAGGAAACAACUCCUGUCUCAGCAGCACUUGAAGGGAAGUCAGAUGAUACAGGAGAGCAAGAGCACGAUGUGCCCUAUUUCAGAAACAUUCUUCGGACUCAGACAGAGAGGCUGCUCUCUCAGUGCCUCCAGUGGGAUGGAAACCUCGAGCUGGACAUUCCAGAGGAUGCUAAAGACCUGAUUCACACCACAAUUGGUCAGACAAGACUGCUGAUAGAAGAAAGGUUCAAACAGUUUGAAGGGCUGGUUGAUAAUUGUGAAUUUAAACAAGGUGAAAAAGAAACAAAGUGUACAGACCUGGAUGGAUUUUGGGAUAUGAUUAAUUUUCAGAUUGAAGAUGUGAAUAAAAAAUUUGAUAAUCUGAAGAAGCUUCAAGACAACGAGUGGCAGCCACUUGAUGUCCCAAGCCAAGCAGUUGUCAAGAAAAAGGCUGUUCCAGGUGGAGUGCCUAAAGCAAAGCUGGAAGCAGCUGCAAGAGCUGCUGCCCGGAGCCGCCUGGCUUCUGUAAAGGCAGCCAUGAGGGAGAAAAUGAAGUGUGAGGGAGCUGCUGAUGGUGCACAUCAGGAGACACUGCCCCAAGCAGAAAAAGUGGUUUUUGAAGCGGGAUUUUUCAGAGUUGAAAGCCCUGUGAAAAACUUUUCAGGCUUGCUUUCAAAGACCCCUCACAGAUCUUCCCAGAGGACUCCUGGAAAACAAACAACUCCAAGAUCAUCCCGUAGAACUUUGCUUCCAAACACUCCUUCUGCUGCUCUCCGUGACCCUGAGGAUGCAACUGCAAAACAAACACCAGAAAAUCUGAAAAUGGACCAAUUUCCCACUGCAAAAACUCCCCCAUUGGAUAAACUCCCCGACGGUGUUGUUGAACAAAGCAUUUCCAUGGUUGCAGAAGAAGAAGUCUGUCCUGUUGCCAGCAGAGCAGAGGGAAGUGAGGUGCUGGAAAAUUCUAGCAGUGAAUCCAAAGCAAUGGAUGGCAUGGAAGAGAUGGAACUCUCUGCUGCAGAGCAAGGACAAGACGUUGCCAUGUGCAGCCCGGAGAAAGAUCCCGGCACAGAGACAAACUUUGCUCAGUCUGGAGAACCAAAAAUCCAUCAAACAGAUGUUUCCUGUAGUGAUUUGACAUCCAGUGACAGGAAUCCUUUAGAUAUGCCAAUGCUGGAUACUGAGCUUCCCUUCACUCCAGUGAAGACCAAAGCCCAGAAGUUUGCAGCAGCUGAAGUGUUCAGUGACCUCAUUGUGUUUUCUCCUGUUGUCCCCUCUGGGGAUAAAUGAAGAGUGGCUUAAAAUGCAAAAUACGUACAUUUUAUGAGGGAGAAACCCACGGAGGGUAUCUGGAACACAGAUUGCUACCCUGGAACUGUGUUGGGAGUGAAGGGAUACCUGUAGUCAUGGAUCUGAUAACGGGUUUUGCAAGGUUUUAUGGUGCAGUUGUUGUACACCAAGCACUGCUGUAUGUCGGUAGUGGGCUGUGUUCUGGUGAUACUGCUGUAUCCAGUGCUUGUAAAUUCUGCCUGCAACCCGAAAUACUUUUAUGUUGGUAUCAUUUCAUGUAUUUCCUGUCUCCUUCAGGCUG